Nematolebias whitei (Rio pearlfish) is the source of this 2379-nucleotide messenger RNA. RefSeq lists its product as uncharacterized. The record is from RefSeq and is a predicted model, not a curated record. The transcript is spliced from 3 exons. NCBI's taxonomy places the organism in Eukaryota, Metazoa, Chordata, Actinopteri, Cyprinodontiformes, Rivulidae. The coding region runs from base 102 to 1613 and encodes 503 amino acids.
GUGCACAUGCGUCCUGAAUCACUUCCGCUUUGACCGGAUGUCGGCAUUCCAGUUUCCGGUUUAAUUCCUGUAUCCUGUCAUCCCAGAGAUAAACAACUAAAAUGAGUGUUGCUGCGUCAAAUAAACAAAAAUAUAACGUGCGUGGCAGCUUUAGAUUUCAGCCGACGGUGUUUGGGUCUAAGGAGCACUGUUGUGUGCCGCUUUGCUCGUCUUCAGGUCGCUAUAAUAGCCGUUUGAGCUUUCACCGUUUCCCUAAGGAGACAAGCCUUCGUUUGUGCUGGCUGCAAAAAAUCAGAAGAGAGGGAUUUACGGUAACUCCUCACACCAAGGUAUGUAGCCGACAUUUCCUGGAGAAUGAAGUAAUUACUACAGAAAAGGGAAGACGAAUUUUAGCAGCUGGGUCGGUUCCAUCAUUAUUUGAGUGGAACAAAUACAGCAGGAAGACACGAGCAGGUGUUUGGGAGCGCCGUUGUCGACCAUCUAAUCCAGAACCUGAUUCGGCGGAUCCAAUUGAGGACAAUGAACCACCCGUCAUGGUACCUAUGGUCGUGGACCAUGACUACGGCGCCAGCAGAACCGUGUGUGUUGACCGGGAGCAAUAUCACAGCAUGCUGAGAGAAAUUGAGCAACUGAAAGAGCAGCUCCGAUCCUGUAGUCUUCAAAAGCCGUUUGGACUGGAACGUUUUUCUACGUCACCAGAAGACAUCAGAUUUUACACCAGGUUCCCCUCAUAUGAGCAUCUGAAGGCGUUUUGGAACUUGAUCGAGGCAGCAACAGCCAAAAUGGUCAGGGUCACCAGAGCAAAGAAAACCGACGUCAUGAGUACAACAACUGAAACCCCUUUUACCAGACCAACUAAACUGCUGCCAAUAGAUGAGCUUUUUCUUUUCCUCUCCUACCUGUCUACUGGAUGUACCCAGAGGGAACUGGGCCAUCGAUUUAACAUCCACAGAGCAACAGUCAGCCGCAUUAUUGUGACAUGGGCCAACUUCCUGUACUGCUUAUUGGGCUCAAUUUGUGUGUGGAUGUCUCCUGCAGCUGUGAGUUCCAGUCUUCCACAGGAUUUUGAUGGCCGCUACAGUGACACACAAGUUAUCCUGGACUGUACAGAACUACGGUGUCAAACACCUUCAUCCCUGCUCCUCCAGAGUGAAGUCUUCUCCACCUACAAAUCCCACUGUACCUUUAAGGCCAUGGUGGGCAUGUCUCCUCACGGAGCCCUGACAUUUGUGUCAGCACUGUUUGAGGGUUCCAUGAGUGACAAGGAAGUGUUCCGUCAAUCAGGGAUUACAUCACUCUUGACACUGGACAUGGCCAUCAUGGUGGACAAGGGAUUCUUGGUGGAUGAUCUCGUACCUGGGACUGUUCAUCGUCCUGCCUUCCUCUCCAAGAGGGCCCAAAUGUCAGAGGUCGACGUUUUGAAGACCCAGUCCAUUGCCCGUUUGAGGGUGCAUGUUGAGAGGUUAAUAAGAAGAGUUAAAGAAAAUAAACUCUUUGAUUCCACUAUCCCUCUCUCCAUUGCAGGAAGCAUAAACCAAAUUUUUACAGUUGCCUGUCUCCUGUCAAAUUACCAAAAUGGACCUUUGGUCAGGAAAUGGAGAUAUGAAGUUUGACAGAAAAGCUGAUGGCACAGUCUUGAAGAAACAGAAAAUGCUGUCAUUUACUUACAUUGACAUUGUCUUACAUUUGUAAAUAGAUAUUCAUGAUGGAAAUAUUUUGAAACAAAUUUGUACAUUUGAUUUGAUCAAACUCCUAAUUUAGACAUUUCUGCAGGUAAACAUAGAAAAAAUAUCUGUCUACUUUGUGUUUGAUUGAAUCCAUCACAUUAGUGUCUGCAUAAAUUCUUUGAAUAAGAAUAUCUUCCUCAGCUGAGACAACAAAAUCACACCAGUUCAUCCCAGUUAUUAGCAUCUGCCCCUGAACCUGCCAAUAGUAAACAUGAGUUUUUUUUAGUUUAUUCACCAUGUCCCAGGUGACCUCCAUACUUUUAAGGUGUAGCUGUUGUGGUUCAGAACAAACAAACAUGCUUUUUGAUGGCUGUAGGUGGUAGUUCUUAAGAGGCAGAGAUGGGCGGGGUGGUGCAGCAUGGAAGGACAUGUCUCUCUUUGCUGUUGCUGGCUGUUGGUAGGACAGAGGACUUCCAGCCUGAACUUUGCCAAGGGCAGAGUCAACAAGGGGAAAUUCAUGGCUGAUUCCCAUGCUGCAGAUCAUUGGUGCAUCAGCUGCUGCAAAAUCUUCAUACACCUCGGAAACCUGGGAAAGUGAAAACAAUUAUUUCAAUAAAAUGUAAAAUACAUGUAUAUCAACUAAUUUUAAGCCCUCAAAAAUUCUACACUUUACAAAGAGACAGCACUUGAAAAUAAAAUUAUUCAAUACACC